GCACAACACUACUUCGACUUCCGAGUCAGAUCCGAGAUCUGAAUAAAGACUCUCUUGGAACGGUGGGAAGUCUAAUGUAAUUCGCUGCGCAUGCAAUAUUUUGGCCCAUCUUCAGACACCAAUCGAAUCUCAUUGAAGAUUUCCCUUCGUGUGAGGCCAAAACUUGAAGUUGUUCGUCAAGGACAUCCUUUUAACUCUGAAACGGAUUUGGCACGAUGCACUAGUACCAUGUCCUCUCUAGUGCGUUUCCCUCGCAUGCCAGUCAUAUCACCGAGUGUCGCCUCCGCCAGUUGCUUUGUUUUGUGGAUGGCAUCAAGGCCAGAAUCAAGGGAAGAACUAUCUUCCAACCAAUUAACGACCGAUUAUCAGCUCAGUCACGGUGCACAUCUCAGGCAAUCCGUGCCUGAUAUUCCGAUUCGCAAGAAAUCAGCAAUCAACAUUAGCAUGAUUUAUGUCCUCUGCAAUCUUAUCGCUUUCUUUCUACUGGUUCUGGACGUAAACCUAGUCUCUGUACCUGUUACGGUCCUUGCGGACAGAUCUUCCCAACACCCUACCUACCCUACCACCUUCACUCUUGACGUUGCUUUGAUUGAUCGAACAAUCCUGCCAAUUGCUAUGCGAGAUUGAACUUUCGGAUGGGGCGACAAUGUGACAAACCAGGUAUACUGGUGCAGAUGAAGUUCGACCCGGUCGAAUACGGCCUUUGAUACCUUGAUAACCCAUUGACUUUCUUAUUAGGCCGUUUGCAGCAAGAUACGAGGCUAACAUCGACACUGAAUACU
This is a messenger RNA of Suillus bovinus, 782 nucleotides long. RefSeq lists its product as uncharacterized. Bases 91 to 627 code for a protein of 178 amino acids. NCBI's taxonomy places the organism in Eukaryota, Fungi, Basidiomycota, Agaricomycetes, Boletales, Suillaceae. The transcript is spliced from 4 exons. The record is from RefSeq and is a predicted model, not a curated record.